GCCGCAGACAAAUCACUAUCGCGCAUCACGUCAUUUUCAUGCGACGGAAAGAAGAAGCUUGUAGUCGUUACUGACGUGACAAAUCAAAAUCUGUGGUGAACACAUCAACCGGGAAAGCUGCGCCCGUGCCUCUGCGUGACCGAGGCCUAAAACCUCUGCUGCUCCCUCUGAGAGGUCAACCGGAAGCUCGUCUUCUCACGGUCAGGAUGCACGGUCGGGUGAAGGUCAAAACUACGGCUCAGCAGGAGGAGGAGAAGAGAAAGGAGCGAGAGAAGAAGCUGAAAAUCUACGUGGCUGCACGUGAUGCCUGUUUUUCCAAGAGGAAGGAAGGUGUUUGUGACGAUGAAGCUCUUCAGCUGACUCAGCAGCUCCUGUCAUCCAACCCGGACUUUGCAACCCUCUGGAACUACCGAAGAGAGAUCCUGAUGCACCUGGAGACCGUCAAAGACCCGGAUGAGAUGCAGAAGAUUUACGAGGCAGAGCUGUCGUUUCUGGAGGCUUGCCUGAAAGUCAAUCCAAAGUCCUACGGGAGCUGGCACCACAGAGGCUGGGUCUCAGCCCGUUUGCCUCGACCGGACUGGGCCAGAGAGCUGAGCUUGUGCGACCGGUGCUUGAGCCUGGACGACCGCAACUUCCACUGCUGGGACUACCGUCGGAUGGUUGUGAAGGUGUCGGGCGUUCCAGUGGAUCAGGAGUUAGAGUUUUCCGACCGUCUAAUAGGAUCCAACUUUUCAAACUACUCCAGCUGGCAUUACCGCAGCACCCUGCUGCCUGUGCUGCACCCGCAGACCCGUCAGGAGCCGCCUCACGCUUCCUCCCCCCGAGGCCCCCAGUCCCACCGUGUCUGUGAAGAGCAGCUGCUCAAAGAGUACGAACUCGUUCAGAAUGCUUUCUUCACCGACCCCAACGACCAGAGUGCCUGGUUCUACUACCGCUGGUUGUUAGGCAGAGCGGAGCGGGAAGAGACAAUAAGCUGCGUCUAUGUGAGCCGUGAAGACGAGCGAGUGGCCGUGGCCUUCUCCAGGCCCAUCAAUGCCAGGUGUGUGGGACUCCUGCUGGUCCUGGACGGUCAGCCUCUGAGGGUGGAAUGGAGGAGUGUUCACCCACGCUUCAGGCACAGCCCUGUCUUGAUCUGUGACCUUCCACCUGGGACUAUAAAUGACGUCACCAACGAACACAACCUAACUGUGCACUGGACAGGGAACCACACUCACAGGGACUGUGCUCUGUACACAGGCCGGGUGGAGAGUUGGUGUCGGGACACUGCAACUGAUCAGGAGCUGUUCAGGAGUGAACUGUCAGUAGAGAAGACGUCUGUGUUGCAGUCAGAGUUGCAGUCGGUCAAACAGCUACAAGAACUGGAGCCUCUCAAUAAAUGGUGCCUGCUGACCAUUAUCCUCCUGAUGAGGGCACUAGACCCUUUAGGAUAUGAAAAGGAGACCCUUGCUCAUUUCCAAACCCUUAAAGAGGUUGAUUCCAUGCGAUCGGAGUACUACAGCGACCUGUGCUGCAAGUUCAUGAUAGAAAACACCAUCUUGAAAAUGGAGUACGCUGAAGUGCGAGUCUUUAGCAUCACGGACAGGAACCUGACGUCUCUGUGCCACCUGGACCAGCUGUUGUUAGUCACUCACAUCAACCUGUCUUCCAAUCGGCUGCAGCGGCUGCCGCCUCAGUUUGCCAUGCUGCAGUGCCUGGAGGUUUUGGAGGCUGAUAACAACUUUUUAGAAAACCUGGAGGGAGUCUAUCACCUUCCCCGACUCCAGGAGGUCUCCUUGAAGAAUAAUAAAAUAUCCACCCUAACCGACCUUCAGCCACUGGCCUCCUGCCCCGAGCUAAAGCGCCUCGACCUCCGUGGCAACCCCGUCACUCAGGCGGCGAGCGUGGAGUCGGAUUUAGCGGAGCUGCUGCCCUCAGUCACAGACCUGCUGCUCUGAUCGGGAGCAGGGCAGGAAUCACUGCCACCGCCGCUGUGCUUGGCCAUGAGAAAAUGUGUGUGUGUGUGUGUUUACAGUGUCUUAUGUUUUGUUUGAAAAGUCCCAGAAUCCAGACAGUUGGAUGUUUCAGAGCAGAUGCCAGCGUGCACAUGUGGACUGAUGUCCUUCACUCCAAUGCAUGCAGAAACACUGAUCCAAUCCCAUCACUCAGUGUGAGAAGACAGUGGGGUCCUACCACUGUGUGUAGCAUUUAAUCAUGACGUGACACUGUUGAGCAUCAAGUCACUGAAACGGUAAUAAACGGCACACAUUGAGUCUU
Messenger RNA from Oryzias latipes (Japanese medaka), 2253 nucleotides. RefSeq names its product Rab geranylgeranyltransferase subunit alpha (gene rabggta). Lineage: Eukaryota; Metazoa; Chordata; Actinopteri; Beloniformes; Adrianichthyidae. The record is from RefSeq and is a predicted model, not a curated record. Gene Ontology annotation, biological process: protein geranylgeranylation. Gene Ontology annotation, molecular function: Rab geranylgeranyltransferase activity; protein binding; zinc ion binding. Gene Ontology annotation, cellular component: cytoplasm; Rab-protein geranylgeranyltransferase complex.